CGGCGGCGGCGGCGGCGGCGGCCGGAGCGGCCCGAGCAGGGAAGAUGGCGGCGGCGGGCGCGGGGGCCGGGCCCGGGCCCGGUGCGGGCUCCUCGGCCGGCGCCGGCACCUCCAACCCGCGGAAGUUCAGCGAGAAGAUCGCGCUGCAGAAGCAGCGGCAGGCGGAGGAGACGGCGGCCUUCGAGGAGGUGAUGAUGGAGAUCUGCUCCACACGGCUGCAGGCGCAGAAGCUGCGGUUGGCGCACAGCCGGGGCCCCUAUUACAGCGGCUCCCUGCCCAACGUCAACCAGAUCGGCAGCGGCGUCUCCGAAUUCCAGGGCCCGUUGCAUUCGCCGCUGGACUCCACGCGCAGCACCCGGCACCACGGGCUGGUGGAGCGGGUGCAGCGGGACCCGCGCCGGAUGAUGUCCCCGCUGCGGCGAUACGUCCGGCAGAUCGACAGCUCUCCCUACGGACCCACCUACCUGUCCCCUCCGCCCGAGCCCAGCUGGAGGAGGACCAUGCCCUGGGGUAACUUCCCGACGGAGAAAGGACAUUUGUUCAGGCUGCCCUCGGCUCUCAACAGAACAAAUUCCGACUCGGCGCUUCACAUGAGCGUGAUGAACCCCAACCCCCAGGAUGCCUACCUGGCGCCCUCGCAGGGCCCCCCGCCUGGCCGCCGCAGCGGGUUUCUGGACGGGGACGCCGACAGCAAAGUGUCUUUCCAAGUGCCUCCCAUCGAAGAGACGUUUGACGACAACAAGCAUUCGCUGAAGCCCUGGGACACCAAGAAGCUCUCGUCGUCCUCGGCCCGUCCGCGCUCCUGCGAAGUCCCGGGGAUCCACAUAUUUCCAUCCCCGGAUCAACCCGCCAACGUCCCCCUCAUCCCCUCGGCCCUCAACACGGGCGGUUCCCUUCCCGACCUCACCAACCUGCACUUCCCCUCCCGCUGCCCACCCCCCUCGACCCGGACGAGACCGUUUACCCCCAGCCUGAGCGGGGGCAACAGCACCGGCAACCUGGCCAACACCAUGACGCACCUGGGCAUCAGCGGCGCAUGGUGCCUGGGGACGGGCUACGACUCGCCAGGACUUACCUCACCUAUGCAGAGCUCCCUGAGUAACCCGUCCCUGCAGUCCUCGCUUAGCAACCCCAACCUGCAGGCCUCCCUGCGCAGCCCCUCGCUCCAGUCCUCCCUCAGCAACCCCUCGCUCCAGUCCUCCCAGAGCAGCUCCUCCAUCCCCUCCUCGCUCUCCAACCAGUCCCUGCCUUCCUCGCUCUCCUCCUCGCUCAGCAACCCGUCCCUCCCCACGUCCCCCCGCAGCCAGUCCAUCCAGUCCUCCCCCAGCAACCCCAGUUUGCCGUCCGGCUUGAGCGGCUCGUCCUACUCCCCCAUGGUGCAGGCGUCCAUAACCACCUCGCCCCGCCGACGGGUCCCGCUCAGCCCCCUCACCCUCCCAAUGGGUGGCGACUCCAGAAGGCAGCACCCCAAACAGUUCUCACCAACAAUGUCACCCACAUUGUCCUCCAUCACCCAGGGGGUGCCCCUGGACACCAGCAAGCUGCCGGCCGACCAGCGGCUCCCGCCGUACCCCUACAGCCAGCCCGGGCUGCUCCUGCAGUCCCAGCCCAGCCCCAAAUCCCUCCCACAGCCCGUGCAGCACCCCCCGCAGCCGCCGCUGCCCCCCGCCCCGCCGGCGCGGCCCCCGGUGCCACCGAGCGUGGCCACGCAGCGCCCGUACGGCCCCCCGUACCAGCCUAACGCCGCCAUGCAGCCGCAGCUGGGACAGAGCCUGGGGGACUUCAGCCUGGGCAGCUUUGAGCAGUUCGGGAUGGGCGACAGCCCCACCGCCAACAGCGGCGCCUUCCCCGAGGAGCUGGGGUCCCUGAGCUACCCCCCCGCCGAGGCCACCUACGACCCCCCCGUCCCCAACCGGCCCAACCUGAGCAACUGCAGCCGCCACGGCCCCAUCCCCAACAUCGUCCUCACCGGGGACUCUCCCCCCGGCAUCUCGAAGGAGAUCGCCACGGCGCUGGCGGGGGUGCCGGGCUUCGAGGUGGAGGCGCUGGAGGACGAGCUGCGCAUCGAGCCGCUCAGCCUGGACGGGCUCACCAUGCUCAGCGACCCCUACGCGCUGCUCACCGACCCGGCCGUCGAGGACUCCUUCCGCACCGACCGCCUGCAGUGAGGGGGGGUCCCGCGCCCCCCCAGCCCCCCGCCCCAAUUCUUCCAUCACCCCCCUCCCCUCCUUAUUUUUCUUACUUCUUCCGGGGCCACCGCCGGGGUUGGGGGACGCCGGAGCCGCAUGGAGCGGGGUGGGGGGGACACAAAGCGUCUCCCGGGGGGGCUGUACAUAACCCCAUAGGUAGAAACCCCCGGGUGGGGGGGGGGGGGGCAGGGUGGGGAGGGGGCCACUUCCAUUUUUAUUUCCCUUUAUUUUUUGUUCUGCCUAAUCAUCAUGUUUAAGGAGAAAUCCUGCGCCCCCCCCCUCGCUGCGCCCCAUCGCUGCACCCCCCCAUCGCUGCGCCCCGUAUGUACCCCCAGCCCCCCCCCCCCCCCCAGCUGCCGGGGACCCCGCGGGACGUGUAGAAAGCACUUGUAACUUUGCCCCCCCCCCCCCCCCCUCACCCUCCGGACCCCCCCAAAAAGCGCGGGGGCCCCGUCUGCGGGCGGGGGGACCUGGGGCCCCAGGACCCGCGUUCCCCCCCCAGCCCGGGAGGGAGCCAGAGUGAUUUAUUAUUAUUAUUAUUUUUUAAAAAUAUAUUAUAUGUUAAUUAAACGCC
Columba livia (rock pigeon) is the source of this 2763-nucleotide messenger RNA. It is a transcript of the gene CRTC2, whose product is annotated as CREB regulated transcription coactivator 2. Gene Ontology annotation, biological process: protein homotetramerization; positive regulation of transcription by RNA polymerase II. The record is from RefSeq and is a predicted model, not a curated record. Gene Ontology annotation, cellular component: nucleus; cytoplasm. Gene Ontology annotation, molecular function: cAMP response element binding protein binding. Lineage: Eukaryota; Metazoa; Chordata; Aves; Columbiformes; Columbidae.